AUGGACAAUCACACCAGAGUAACAGAGUUCAUCCUCUUAGGGCUCUCCAGGAAUCCAAAACUGCAGAUGGUACUGUUUGUAGUAUUCCUGUUGGUAUAUCUGAUAACCCUGUUUGGAAAUGUGGCUAUAAUUACCGCCAUACAAGUCAACCCUCAUCUUCACACACCCAUGUAUCUCUUCCUUUCCAUUUUAGCUUUCCUUGAUGUCGCUUUUUCUUCUGCCACAGUUCCUAAGAUGUUAGAGAUCUUCCUUAGAGAGAGAAAAUCUAUUUCACUGCCACAAUGUUUCACUCAGGUCAUGUUCAUAAUGACUCUUUCUGUUGGAGAGGGCCUCCUUCUCUCUGUCAUGGCAUACGAUCGGUACACAGCCAUCUGUCACCCCUUGCGUUAUCUUGUGAUAAUGAACAGACAAAUCUGCUCUACACUUGUGUGUGCAGCAUUGCUCACUGGCUUUCUGACUGGACUGGUAAAUACCCUUCUGCUGACCACUUUAGACUUCUGUGGACCCAAUGUAAUCCAUCACUUCAGUUGUGAGGCUCCACAACUAUUCAAGCUUUCCUGUAGCAGCACCUUCAGAAACCAGAUGGUGAUCUUCAUUAAUGGUUCCCUAUUGGGUGUGGGGUCUCUACUAAUUACAUUGGCUUCCUAUGUCCACAUCAUCUCUGCUGUCCUAAGAAUCCGAUCCACUGAUGGAAAGAGUAAAGUUUUUUCCACUUGCUCAUCGCACCUGACUGUGGUCGUGCUGUACUAUGGAACUAUUUUCUUUAGGUAUCUGAAGCCCACCUCCAAGGAUCCUCAAGAAAUGGAAAUAGCCCUGUCCAUCAUUUACUGUAUUGUGACUCCCAUGUUCAACCCCAUCAUUUACAGCCUCCGUAACCAAGAAGUGAAAACAGCCUUGCGUAAUAUAUUAUCCAGAAAAUUGAAAAGUGAAACUGUGUGA
Molecule: messenger RNA, 939 nt
Organism: Hemicordylus capensis (graceful crag lizard)
Lineage: Eukaryota; Metazoa; Chordata; Lepidosauria; Squamata; Cordylidae
Product: olfactory receptor 1052-like
Exons: 1
Coding region: 1-939 (312 amino acids)
Biological process (GO): G protein-coupled receptor signaling pathway
Cellular component (GO): membrane
Molecular function (GO): olfactory receptor activity; G protein-coupled receptor activity
Source: RefSeq, a predicted model, not a curated record